GGUCGUGCUUUCCCCUUUGCAACCUCCAUCGAUGGGCUGGCGGUCAUCGUCGAACCACUGGAAAACAUUCAGAUUGUGCUGUACAGCAACGAACCAACGGCUCACCUUGCAGCAGUCAAAAAUAAAUAAUUUUAUCCAUCUUUCCCUCUACCAUGAACAUUCGCCUCGCCCGUAUCGACGAUUGCAAUGGUAUGCAGGCCUGCAACCUUCAAAAUUUACCAGAAAACUACACGAUGAAAUACUACCUAUACCACAUCCUGACAUGGCCUUCUCUCUCCUACGUCGCAGAAGACAGCGAAGGUCGAGUGGUCGGAUACAUCCUUGCUAAAAUGGAAGAGGAGCUAGGAGAAGAAGAUGACCCUCAUGGACACGUAACCUCAAUAUCGGUGCUGCGCACUUAUCGAAGGUUGGGGUUGGCAAAAAAGCUGAUGGUGCAAUCUCAGGAAGCAAUGGCUGCUGUCUAUCAUGCCUCUUAUGUAUCCCUACACGUCCGAAAAUCGAACCGCGCCGCUUUGGGUCUGUAUAGGGAUACGCUGGGCUUCACCGUGAAAAGUGUUGAACACAAAUAUUAUGCUGACGGUGAAGACGCCUACGCCAUGCAGCUAUCCCUAAAGUGA
This is a messenger RNA of Guyanagaster necrorhizus, 617 nucleotides long. RefSeq names its product acyl-CoA N-acyltransferase. Gene Ontology annotation, molecular function: protein-N-terminal-glutamate acetyltransferase activity; protein N-terminal-serine acetyltransferase activity. The transcript is spliced from 7 exons. The record is from RefSeq and is a predicted model, not a curated record. Gene Ontology annotation, biological process: N-terminal protein amino acid acetylation. NCBI's taxonomy places the organism in Eukaryota, Fungi, Basidiomycota, Agaricomycetes, Agaricales, Physalacriaceae. Gene Ontology annotation, cellular component: NatA complex. The coding region runs from base 153 to 617 and encodes 154 amino acids.